AUGGAUGCCAUGGAAGUUGCCACCAUGGCAGCACCUUUGGUGUCCUCGACAUCCUCUGUGCACCCUGGUCGCUGGCGCAGAGGAACCACCUUAACUAGAAGCAGCCCGGUCACGUCCUUUGGGCAGAGGUCCGCAGAGUCAGCCUCUUCAACUUGGCACACAGGCUGUUUGGCUUCGACUGCCAUCGUCGGCCUGGCAGCCUCCAGGCCGGCCCGACGAAGGCUGCAGAGCAGACAGCUGCGGCAGACUUGCAGGGCUGCAGACUCGCCUGUCGUGCUACAGGUCAAGGAAGUCGAAGCCAAAAGCACGGAUGAGGACGAGAAGCAGAUCCUGAAGGGGCUCAACCUUACGAUAAGGGCGGGCGAGGUCCAUGCUGUCAUGGGACCGAACGGCUCUGGAAAGAGCACGCUGGCUAAAGUUCUCAUAGGGGACUCGGCUUAUGAGGUCACCAAGGGCAGUGCCAAGUUAGGCGAGACCGACCUGCUGGAGAUGGAACCUCAUGCGGGUUCCACAGCUGCUCAGAACGAGCGCUGGAAGGGCUGUUCCUCGCUUUCCAGUCACCUCCGGCCGUUGGAGGAGAAAGGUCCUCAGACUUGCUUUGAGUUCUUCGUCUACGCAAGCAUCAAGACAUCCAGCUGUCGUCAGCAAUUUGGAUUUCCUCAGAGCAGCAUACAAUGCACAGAGGCGCGCACCGGCCUCAGAGGAACAGCAAGCACAGCCCACUUGCAAACAAGUCAUGCACUCAUAGUCAAUAUUGUUGCGGCCGUGCGGAUGUCACUCUCAGCAUCUUUGCAGGUUCCUGGAUCUGAAGCAGAUGAGGGCCUCUCAAAGUCGGGCGCGCUCGAGACUUUGAGAAAGUUCGAUGUGUACAACAAGGUCCAUGAAGAUUACAUGCAGAAGCGACAGCUGGGGGGUGCUGUAACCCUCGUGACGUCUGCAAUACUGGCAGUGCUGGUCUACUGUGAGGUCUGCGAAUUCUUUAGUGUUGAGGUGCUCCACAGCAUCACUGUCGACACGAACAUCGACAGGAAGCUUCCCAUAUCCUUGGACAUCACUUUUCCGCAUCUGCGAUGCUCCGAGGUGUCCGUUGACACGGUGGAUUCUGCUGGCGAUACGCAGGUAGAUGCCCACGGUGGCCUCGACAUGCACAACCUCGAUGCUGCUGGCAAGAUAUCCACAGGUGAUCCAGUGGCCAGCAAAGGUGAUUGUUGGCCGUGCUUAGAAGCCGAGGAUACGCAGCACAAGUGCUGCAAUAGUUGCCAAGAGCUCAAAGAUGCGUACAACGACAAGGGGCUGCCAUACUUCCACGUGUUGGACACAGCAAUGCAAUGCAAGAGCUCCAUUGGGUGCCGAAUAAAAGGCAAAGUUGUUGUGAACAAGGUCAGUGGCAAUAUCCAUGUGGCCUUGGGGAAGUCUGUGCGGCGAGAUGGCAAGCUAGUACAUGAAUUCAACAUUGAAGACAUCGGCGAUGGUUUCAACACCUCGCACCACAUUCAUUCAAUCACAUUUGGAGAAUAUGUUUACGGACUUCAGUCUCCACUUGAAGGCAUCCGAAAAAUUGCCGGCGCUGGCUCUUGGAUGUAUCACUACUAUGUCAAGCUCGUGCCAACGGUGUACAUCAGCCGUUGGGGUACGACCACAUACACAAACCAGUAUUCCGUCACGGACAGUGCUCGUAACGUUCAAGUUCGAGAAGGGGAGCUGUCCGGGUUGCCGGGGGUCUUCCUGGUCUACGACUUCAGCCCUUUCCUCAUGCAGCAGACGGAGCAGGUGAAGCCCUGGUCUUACGUGUUCACCUCUAUGUGUGCCAUCGUGGGUGGUGCUUUCUCAGUUGCAACUCUCGUAGAAAUGGCUCUGAGUGGCGCAAGAGAGGAGCCAGAGUUGGACGUCAUCGAGUUCUACGGACUUGUGACUCAGAAGUUACAGGACCUGAAGAUAAAUCCCGACUUCCUCAAUCGAAACGUGAAUGAAGGCUUCAGCGGAGGAGAGCGAAAGAGGAACGAGAUGCUGCAGAUGGCUGUUCUGCAGCCCAAGCUAGCCAUCCUCGAUGAGAUUGAUUCGGGACUCGACAUAGAUGCUCUCAAGGAUGUGGCUGAAGCCAUCCGAAGUGUCCGCGAGCAAGAUCCUAACAGGGCCAUGCUCGUCGUGACGCACUUCGAGAGGUUUCUCCGUUACGUUGAGGCCGACCAUGUGCACGUGAUGUAUCAGGGGCGCAUCCUCAAGAGUGGAGGCAAAGAGCUCGCUGACAAGCUUGACGAGGAGGGGUACGACUGGGUGCUGAAAGAAGCCAAGUAG
Symbiodinium sp. CCMP2456 is the source of this 2295-nucleotide messenger RNA. The record is from the annotation of a GenBank genome assembly. Lineage: Eukaryota; Dinophyceae; Suessiales; Symbiodiniaceae.